Messenger RNA from Tachyglossus aculeatus (Australian echidna), 2970 nucleotides. Its product is annotated as protocadherin alpha-4-like. Gene Ontology annotation, molecular function: calcium ion binding. Gene Ontology annotation, biological process: homophilic cell-cell adhesion. Lineage: Eukaryota; Metazoa; Chordata; Mammalia; Monotremata; Tachyglossidae. Bases 244 to 2970 code for a protein of 908 amino acids. The record is from RefSeq and is a predicted model, not a curated record. The transcript has 2 exons. Gene Ontology annotation, cellular component: plasma membrane.
CUCCCUUGGCUGGGGGAACUUACACAUUCGACCACAUGGUGUCGCUGUACGCCACGAAGUGAUCCUUCUGAACGAAAAACGCAGAGCGGCUCCGGAGAGAAUCUCCAUUGUGUCAUUGUCCAGAAGCGCCGAAAAACAAGGAAAAUAGCAGCGUUGGAUCAUAGGAAUUCCGGGACGAUUAUCACGGCAUUUCCGUCCGGAAAGCCUGAUGCGGUGACGGACACAACGCGAGGUGCGUUUGCGAUGGUGGUCUGCAAGGGCGGAGGCCGGGGGAGCCGGUGGCGGCGGCUGCUGACCGCGGUCCUGCUGCUGGUCACAGCCUGGGCCGGGGGGAGCGGCCAGCUCCAUUACUCGGUGCCGGAGGAGGCGAAACACGGCACCUUCGUGGGCCGCAUCGCGCAGGACCUGGGGCUGGAGGUGGCGGAGCUGGUGCCGCGGAUGUUCCGGGCGGUGUCCCAGGGCCGCCGCGGGGACUAUCUGGAGGUGAAUCUGCAGAACGGCAUCCUGUUCGUAAAUUCGCCCAUCGACCGGGAGGAGCUGUGCGGCCGGAGCCCCGCCUGCAGCAUCCACCUGGAGGUGAUCGUGGACAAGCCGCUGCGGGUCGACCAUGUGGAGGUGGAGGUCAAGGACAUCAACGACAACCCGCCCAUCUUCCCGGUAACACAAAAGACUUUGUUGAUUGCAGAGUCCAGAUUACCGGAUUCUCGGUUUCCGCUAGAGGGCGCUUCAGACGCAGAUAUCGGAGCUAACGCUCUCCUGACUUACAGACUUAGCCCCAGUGAGUAUUUCUCACUGGACAUACAGACAGGUGACGAAUUGAGCAAAUCUUUGUCACUGGUGCUAAAGAAAGCCCUGGAUCGGGAGGAAGCGCCCGAGCACCACUUGAUAUUGACGGCCACAGAUGGGGGCAAACCGGAGCUGACGGGAACGGUUCAGCUGUUGGCCAAGGUGCUGGAUGCGAAUGACAACGCUCCCGAGUUCGACAGGUCCGUGUACAAAGUCCAGCUUGUAGAGAAUGCAAGCAACGGCUCUUUGUUGAUCCGACUCAACGCUUCCGAUGCGGAUGAAGGAUUGAAUGGCGACAUCAUCUAUGCAUUCAGCACCGAUGUUUCCCCUAGGGUUCAGGCCAAGUUCAAAAUAGAUCCCAGAACGGGAGAAAUUCGAAUUAUAGGGACACUGGACUAUGAAGAAAACAGCGUUUACGAAAUUCAAACAGUAGCAACUGAUAAGGGAAUUCCACCAAUGUCGGGGCACUGCAAAGUGAUAGUGAAAUUGAUCGACGUUAAUGACAACGCCCCCGAGAUAACGGUGACGUCCCUGUCGCUGCCCGUCCGGGAGGACGCCCCACCCGGCACGGUGAUCGCGCUGAUCAGCGUGUCCGACCGAGACUCCGGGGCCAACGGGCAGGUGACGUGCACCCUGGCGCCCCCCGGGCCGUUCGGGCUGGUGUCCACCUUCAGGAAUUACUAUUCUCUGGUCCUGCAGGGCCCCGUGGACCGCGAGAGCGUGGCGGCCUACGAGCUGCGGGUGACGGCGCGGGACGGCGGGGCCCCGGCGCUGGAGGCCACGGCCAGCGUGGCGGUGGCCAUCGCCGACGUGAACGACAACGCGCCGGCCUUCGCGCAGCCCGCCUACACGGUGCUGGUGAAGGAGAACAACCCGCCGGGAAGCCACAUCUUCACCGUGUCGGCGUGGGACCCGGACGCGCGGGAGAACGCCCUGGUGUCCUACUCGCUGGUGGACCGGCCGGUGCGGGAGCGGCCCCUGUCCAGCUACGUGUCGGUCCACGCGGAGAGCGGGCGCGUGUACGCGCUGCAGCCGCUGGACCACGAGGAGCUGGAGCUGCUGCAAGUCCAAGUGUGCGCCCGCGACGCGGGGGUCCCGGCGUUGGACAGCAACGUGACGCUGCACGUGUUCGUGCUGGACGAGAACGACAACGCUCCCCUCGUGCUGCCGCCGCAUUCCGGGGCGGCUUCCGCUCCCUCGUGGUCCUCCGCGGAGUCGAGCACCCGGUCCGGCUCCCCCGGGGUGUCUCCGUCGGGUCCGGAGCUGGUGCCGCUGGGGGCCGGGCCGGGGCACCCGGUGGCGAAGAUCCGCGCGGUGGACUUGGACUCGGGCUACAACGCGUGGCUGGCGUACGAGCUGCGGGCGGCGGGCGGCGGGGCCGGGCGCGGCCCCUUCCGCAUCGGGCUGUACACGGGCGAGAUCAGCACGGCGCGGGCCCUGGACGAGGCGGACGGGCCGCGGCACACGCUGCUGGUCGUGGUGCGGGACCACGGGGAGCCGGCGCUGCGGGCCACGGCCACGGUCAGCGUGUCGCUGGUGGACCACGGCGGGCAGGACGCCAAGGCGGCGGCGGCGCGGGCGUCGGGGGCGCGGGCGGUGGGGGCGUCGGUGGGCGGCCCGCGGGCGGCCCUGGGGGACGUGAACGUCUACCUCGUCGUGGCCAUCUGCGCCGUGUCCGGCCUGUUCGUGCUGACCGUGCUGCUGUACGCGGCGCUGCGGUGCUCGGCGCCCCCGCGCGGGCUGUGCGGGCCCGGUCCGCCGGCCCUCGUCUGCUCCAGCGCCGUGGGCAGUUGGUCCUAUUCUCAGCAAGGUCGCCGGCGGCGACCCAACGCCUGUGCGGGGGACGGGGCCGCCAAGAGCGACCUCAUGGCUUUCAGCCCCAACAUGCCUCCUUGCCCGGGAUCCCGGGACAGCGGGGAACAGCCAGGGAUCGGCCCAGAGGACUCGGGGAAGGUGAGUGUCCGUUCCGGGUCUUCUGGUGGUAGUUCAACAUGCGUUGAUGCAAUCGUCAACAUAAGAAGGAAUCGGAAUAUCUUCUUAAGAAGUCUUGAAGAAGUACGGAAGUGUAAAAUGAGCAGUUUGGUAAAGAAUAAGAGGGUAGCAAGGAAAUGCAACAAACGGCUGGGCAAAUUACUUACCGAUUACAUCCACAUGGUGUCGCCAUCCACCGCCAGGUUGCACUGA